AUGUUUCGAUUGGCACAAUUAGGAAGAACAACAAUUGGUCAAAGACUUCAGCUCAAUUUAAAACAGACCUCUAGGGCUCCUUUCCAGGCCUGCCACAGAAAUUAUGUAAUUGUUCACAAAGACCUAUCCAAGGCUAAAAAGGAACCAAGAAUUAGAUACAUUGCAUACGUUGUGGCAGUAUCGUGGGUUGCUAUUUGGUUCGUUACCGGCCAGGUAGAUAAGAAGAAGCCAAAGCAAUACAUGACAGAGCGAGAAUUCCAAGAAUAUGAGCAAAGCACGGGAAUCAAGAGAAGACACAAACUUAUUGGACCGGAUUUGAAUUCAAAGUACAAGUUCUAUGUCAUACCUUAUAUAUACUCAAAUGAGGAAUUGGACAAGAUCCAGUCUAGCUUGAAGAAGGCCGACCCCUCGAGGAAGAUUGUUGUUCUUGAUCCAUCAAAGUUGGUUGCCGAAGAGAAAGCUGACGAAGGUAAGCGGUAUUCUGCUUUGCUCAAUGAUUUAGAUGCCACUCAUAAACCUUACCCUCCUGGAUUAAUCACGGCAAUAUUGAAAAACCAUAUCCAAUUUUUGAUAAACACGAGAGAAGGUACUUUUGACACCAACUAUAUUAUCAAAAACUAUCCUCAAACUACUGGUGAAGCCAUCAAAUUUGAAAAUGACGUGUCUGAUAUUAGCAAGUGCUUGGUGAUGCAUUUUGAUAUGUUGAAUGAGCUCCCGAAAUUCAAAACUGACGCGGAGGUAAGAAGCAUUAAGAAUGUCGAAGGAUAUUUCGAUUCAGUUGGUAAGUCGAAAACUUUAGUUUCCAAGCAUGAUGAGAUGGACGCAAAGUUUGAGGAAAUCAUGUUGGAGGAUUACUAG
Messenger RNA from Lodderomyces theae, 858 nucleotides. RefSeq lists its product as uncharacterized. Lineage: Eukaryota; Fungi; Ascomycota; Pichiomycetes; Serinales; Debaryomycetaceae. The transcript has a single exon. The coding region runs from base 1 to 858 and encodes 285 amino acids. The record is from RefSeq and is a predicted model, not a curated record.